Molecule: messenger RNA, 2819 nt
Organism: Blepharisma stoltei
Lineage: Eukaryota; Ciliophora; Heterotrichea; Heterotrichida; Blepharismidae
Source: the annotation of a GenBank genome assembly
AUGGAGGAGGAUAAAAAAAGCUUAAUAGAUCAAACUCAAACAUUUCAUCCGUCACAUUCUUUUGCUUCCCAAGCUAAUUUAAAGUCGUUUGAUGAAUAUCAAAGACUUUAUGAUGAGAGCAUUAAUUCUCCUGACACUUUUUGGGGUCGAGCUGCAAAUGAGUUGCACUGGUUCGAGCCCUGGCGCAGUGUUCUUGAUCAAUCUGAUAAGCCUAACUUCAAAUGGUUCUCAGGAGCAAAAACAAAUAUUUGCUAUAAUUGUGUCGACAGAAAUUUGGAGACACGAGAAAAUAAACUCGCCUUAAUUUUUGAAGGAGAACCAGGAGAUACCAGAGUGUUUACCUACAGAGUAAAUUGGAAAAAAAUUAUAGAAAUUAAUAUUCAUUUUUUACCUUUUUUUAAUUUAAUAAAAUACCUACAGGCAACUUUUCGACGAGACCUGCAAAUUUGCCAACACUCUCUUUUCAUUAAGUUAAGUUAAGUUAGUUUUGUAAGGCCAUACGCGGCUGAGCCACGGACCUCAACACCUCAGCUCGAAAGACAACGCCCGGUCAGGUUCUGAUGUGGCCAUACUCCUAGGCCCGACGCCAUCUUGAUUUCUGUUCAGAACCACCUGUCCAAGGGAUCAGCUCCUUUGGACAGAGCCACUUCUAUCUGAGUGCCCCGAUGGUCCCGAUGAAGGAAGACCAUGUGGUAGGAAAAACCUGUCUAGCCCGUCUGGCAGGGACAGGGAAAACCUUCGGGGGAGAAAUAAAACUUCCUUUUCGGCACGGCUUCCCCACAACUGAAGGCCUACUUAGGACAGGAGUGAGACCUAUGUCUUCAGCUUCAUCAGCAAUGGGUCCUACCAGCUCCAUAGGAGGUGCGCCUCGGAGUCCAAUUUCCGUCAACGUCACCAUUUUAUUUUCCUCUUUUCAUUAGGAAUCAGAAAAGGUGAUAGAGUAGCAAUUUACCUUCCUCUUAUACCUGAAGCUGUCAUUUCUAUGCUCGCCUGUGCAAGAAUAGGAGCAAUCCAUAGUGUAAUUUUUGGAGGAUUCGCUGCAGAUUCUAUUAGAGGAAGAAUUUUGGACUCGACUUGUAAAUUAGUGAUCACAUCUGAUGGAGGAUACAGGAGAGGAAAAAAUUUGCACAUGAAAACUAUCAUAGACGAUGCUGUUACAGGAUGCAGCAGUGUUGAAAAAAUUUUGGUUAUCAGAAGAGACAAUACUAGCUCACAAAAUGUCAACAUGCAGGAAGGAAGAGAUGUGUGGUAUCAUGAAGCGUCUGCAGAUAAGCUAACAACCCAUGAAAGUGAGCAUAUGGAUGCAGAAGACAUGCUAUUUUUGCUCUAUACAAGUGGAACUACAGGAACACCUAAAGGAAUAGUCCAUACUACUGCAGGCUAUAUGGUAGGGACUUAUUUAAGCACCAAGUAUAUUUUUGAUAUUCAUGAUAGUGAUAUUUAUUGGUGCACAGCUGAUGUAGGUUGGAUUACUGGGCACUCGUAUGUUGUGUAUGGUCCACUACUUAACGGAGCGACCAUUUUGAUAUAUGAAGGAGCUCCUGAUUAUCCUAAUAAAGCAAGAUAUUGGGAUUUGAUAGAGAAAUACAGAGUAUCUAUUAUGUAUACAGCACCGACUGCAAUCAGAACUUUUAUGAAAUGGGGUGAUGAGUUUCCUAAUAGCAAAAACCUGACAUCUCUCAGGCUUUUAGGCUCAGUUGGAGAGCCAAUUAACCCUGCUGCAUGGCUGUGGUAUCAUAAAGUAAUUGGAGGAGAAAGAUGCCCAAUCGUUGAUACUUGGUGGCAGACUGAAACAGGGUCAAUUAUGAUAAGUCCUAUUCCAGGCGUUACCAUAACUAAGCCAGGAAGUGCGACUUUGCCUUUCUUUGGUGUUGACCCAGCAGUUUUAACUGAUGAAGGUAAUGAAACUGACUAUGGCACGCUAGCAAUUCGCAAGCCUUGGCCUGCAAUGUUGAGAGGGAUCUACCAAAAUCCUGGCAGGUAUGUGACUGGGUAUUGGAGUAACUGGGGAGGUGCUUAUUACUAUACCAGUGAUGGAGCUAUUAAAGACCAAAAUGGCUAUUAUUGGAUUAUUGGAAGGCUUGAUGAUAUUGUCAAUGUCGCAGGACAUAGAAUAAGUACUGCGGAGCUUGAAGGAGCAACAAUUACUCAUCCAUGGGUUGCUGAAAGUGCAUUUAUUGGAGCUGAUCAUGAUAUUAAAGGCCAAGCUUUAUUUGGGUUUGUUAUUCUGAAAGCUGGAUUCCAAGGAAGUGAUCAGGUCAGAGCUGAAAUCAACGAAAUUAUUGGCAGAAAGCUAGGAAGAUUUGAAAUCCCUGAAAGGCUUGUUUUUGUGAAUGAUUUACCUAAAACAAGGUCAGGGAAAAUUAUGAGAAGGCUACUCAGAAAUAUUGCUGAAAGAAAAGAGCUUGGAAAUACAUCUACUCUAGCUGAUCCUGCAGUUAUUGAUCAUAUUGCUGACCCCCCUCUUGUGAGCAAACAAAAAAUUUUGUUCGCUUACGGAGGGGGUUAAUAAAAAUUUAAAUGCAAAUUAAUAGCAAAUUUUUUUUCGAAACAUAAAUUAGCCUAUUUUCGCAAAAAUUAGUUCAACUUCUGUUUUAAAAUGAAAGCUGUUUAAAAUUGAAACAGAAUUAGCUAGAGAUUUCUUAUAAUAAUUAUCACUUAUAUAUCAAUAUAUUUUUUCAUAAAACAAUUUUUAUAUUACAAAAUUAUUGUUUAAUAUCGGAGAGCGGGUUUUUACCUAAAACAAGUUAUUUUUCCAAUGGCUUUGUUCGCUACAGAGGCGGAGUGAGGAAUUUAGAAAAUUAGAUCAUUCUACUUAA